UGUCUUACACUCCACACUGACAUCUAGCUCACAAGCCAGCUCUCUCUGCUCCCACAAGAGAACAAAAUAGAGAGAAAAGAGGGAGCCCAACUGGGUUUUCUACUUCUCUCUUCCACCCAAAACCCAGUGGAGAUUUGAUAAGAGAAGAGAAAGAAGAUAAUGAGAGACCUCUGUUUCUUCACUAUCUUCAUUCUGGGUCUUCUUCUUCCUGGAGUUCAUGGAGAAGACCCAUACAGGUUCUACACUUGGAAAGUCACCUACGGAGAUAUCUAUCCUCUGGGUGUCAAACAACAGGGCAUCCUCAUAAAUGGGCAGUUUCCGGGGCCUCAGAUCGAUGCUGUUACCAACGAUAACUUGAUUAUCAGUGUAUACAACUACUUAAGAGAGCCUUUCCUCAUUUCUUGGAGUGGAUUACAGCAGAGGAGGAACUCAUGGCAAGAUGGAAUGUAUGGAACCAACUGUCCGAUUCCUCCGGGAAGGAACAUGACCUAUGCUCUUCAAGUGAAGGACCAGAUCGGUAGCUUUUUCUACUUCCCCUCCCUUGCAUUCCACAAGGCUGCUGGGGGAUUUGGUGGCAUCAGAAUCUUGAGCCGUCCUCGCAUUCCUGUGCCUUUUCCUGCUCCUUCUGGGGAUUUCACCGUGCUGGCUGGGGACUGGUUCAAGAGAGAUCACGCUGUGUUGAAAGGAAUCUUGGACAGAGGCCACAAUCUUCCUUUCCCGGAUGGGCUUCUCAUCAAUGGCCGUGGGUGGAAUGGAUACACAUUCCAAGUUGAUCAAGGGAAGACGUACAGGUUUAGGAUUUCGAACGUGGGGCUUACAACGUCGAUAAACUUUAGAAUUCAGGGGCACAAGAUGAAGUUGGUGGAGGUAGAAGGAUCGCAUACACUCCAGAACACCUACUCUGCCCUCGACAUCCAUCUGGGGCAAUCCUAUUCUGUCUUGGUCACAGCCGAUCAGCCCCCACAGGACUACUACGUAGUCGUUUCCUCGCGCUUCACUAGUCCUGUGCUAACCACAACAGCCAUUCUUCACUACAGUUGGUCGACCAAGGGCCUCUCUGGUCCUCCCCCUGGUGGACCGACCAUUCAGGUUGAUUGGUCCCUCAACCAGGCUAGGUCUAUCCGUUGGAACCUGACAGCAAGCGGGCCUAGGCCGAACCCCCAAGGCUCCUACCACUAUGGAUUGAUCACAACCAGCCGAACAAUCACGCUUGCAAACUCUGCUCCUAUGAUUAAUGGCAAGCAGAGGUAUGCUGUCAACAGCGUCUCGUUUGUUCCUGCAAGUACCCCGCUGAAACUCGCGGACUACUUCAAGAUCCCUGGGGUCUUUAACCUUGGGAGCAUUCCCAGCUACCCCACCUGGGGAAAUGGUUACCUCCAGACCUCUGUAAUGCAUGCUGACUUCAGAUCCUAUGUUGAGAUUGUCUUCCAAAACUGGGAGGACAUUGUCCAGUCAUGGCACAUUGAUGGCUAUUCCUUCUUUGUCAUGGGAAUGGAUGGAGGGCAGUGGACGCCUGCAAGUAGAGCAAGCUACAAUCUGAGAGACACGGUUGCUCGUUGCACUGUUCAGGUUUAUCCCAAGGCAUGGACUGCAAUCUACAUGGCUCUGGACAAUGUAGGUAUGUGGAAUGUAAGGUCUGAAAACUGGGCUAGGCAGUACCUGGGACAGCAGUUCUAUCUUAGGGUUUUCUCCCCAGCAAAUUCAUGGAGAGAUGAAUUACCAAUCCCAAAGAAUGCUCUUCUCUGUGGCCGGGCAUCAGGCCGCCACACCCGACCUCUUUGAAACCAGCAGACCCCGGAUUGUCACAAGAGGGUGACAUGGUUGCAGGGUGUGAGCUAAGAUGAGAGUUUACCCCAUUGUAAGUGCUCAACUUGAGCAUUGAGUUUAGUCUAUUUUUGUGCCAAGAGUUCCCCAUUUCUAUGUAGUUCUCUGAUUGAAUCCAUUAUCAACUAAUUUUUCGUCCACGUAGAAAAGAAAAGAGCAUUAUUUGUUGA
This is a messenger RNA of Vitis vinifera (wine grape), 1994 nucleotides long. RefSeq names its product L-ascorbate oxidase homolog. The coding region runs from base 160 to 1782 and encodes 540 amino acids. The transcript has 8 exons. Gene Ontology annotation, molecular function: oxidoreductase activity; copper ion binding. The record is from RefSeq and is a predicted model, not a curated record. NCBI's taxonomy places the organism in Eukaryota, Viridiplantae, Streptophyta, Magnoliopsida, Vitales, Vitaceae.